This is a messenger RNA of Diabrotica virgifera virgifera (western corn rootworm), 2751 nucleotides long. RefSeq lists its product as uncharacterized. The transcript has a single exon. The coding region runs from base 342 to 2666 and encodes 774 amino acids. Gene Ontology annotation, cellular component: nucleus. NCBI's taxonomy places the organism in Eukaryota, Metazoa, Arthropoda, Insecta, Coleoptera, Chrysomelidae. The record is from RefSeq and is a predicted model, not a curated record. Gene Ontology annotation, molecular function: DNA binding.
GCCCAGACAAAUGACGGUCGCAUCGGUCCGGCAAACAAAGCAGAAUACCGCGAUUGUUUCUACGGCCAACGCCACUAGUUACAUAUAACCGUGGAAUGGAUAAUUUCGAAACUUCUACUCUGUAUUUCAAGCAUAAUAAUGGAAAUAAGAUAAUCAAAAUUUGCGCGUACUAUAUGAAGAGCUUCCACAAAAAUGCGUUGGCCGUUAGUACUUCUUAAGUAACGUUGGUGGGGACAUUUAUAAUACCUAUUCCCUUUUCAGGUCGCAAAUUGUGUCAGUUUUAGUCUAAAAUAUUAUAAACUGAGUUGUGCUACCCUUGCUCAAAAUUAUUUCGGUGAAAAAUGUCAAACAAAAGAAAGUGGUUAUCAUUAGAAGCAAAAAUCGCGAUUAUCGAAGAGUCUGAAAAAACCAAAAAGAGUUCCCGGAUACUCGCAAAGCAAUUCAACGUGGGAAGGACGCAGAUCUGUACCAUUUUGAAAGACAAAGAGGCCAUUUAUAAAUCGUGGAAAGAAAACGGCUGCUGUGUUAAGUCGGAAAAAAAAGUGAAAAAAGAAGUUGCUGAUAUUGAUUCGGCGGUGUAUGAGUGGUUCUGUGCUGUUAGUAAUCAAAACAUUCCUGUUACGGGUCCCAUGAUCCAAGCAAAGGCGAUGGAGGUGGCUAAAACUUUGGAGUACAGUAACGAUGAUUUCAAAGCAUCGAACGGUUGGUUGUAUGAAUUUAAACUUCAAAAUAAUAUUCAAAGUUUGAGUAAUCCGAAAACAGAGGGCCUCAACACUAGCAAUGAUGAACAAGAACAAUCAGAUGUUGAACUAAUUUGCGAACCAGAUAAGAAAGAUCACAUACAAGCAUUGUGUCUUUAUACUACAGGAAAUCAUUUUUUAUCUAUGGAAAAACAUAAACCUGUUGCUGAUAAUGAAUCUUAUAUACGCAGCAAAACAUCAAACGAAAAUACAGUUGGUGUAUUGAACGAAGAAAAAAACAACUCAGAAGAAAAUAGAGAAAGCCCAAAAGAUUAUAUAAAGGCAGAAGAAGAAAAUGAUUCCGAAGAAAAUAAAGAACGUCCAAACAAUAAUACAGAGGCAAACAAAAGAAGGUGGUUAUCAUUAGAAGAAAAAAUCGCAGUCAUCGAAGAGUCCGAGAAAACAAAAAAAAGUGCCCGGACACUCUCAAAGCAAUUCAACGUGGGAAAGACGCAGAUCUGUAACAUUUUGAAAGACAAAGACAAAAUUUAUAAAUCGUGGAGGGAAGACGGCCGCAAUGCAAAUUCGAAAAGGAAAGUAAAAAAAGAAGUUGCUGACAUUGAUUCGGGAGUGUAUGAGUGGUUUUGUGCUGUUAGUAAUCAAAACAUUCCUGUGACGGGUCCCAUGAUGCAAGCAAAGGCGAUGGAAGUGGCUAAAACUUUGGAGUGCAGUAAAGAUACCUUCAAAGCGUCGAACGGGUGGUUGUAUAACUUUAAACUUCGGAAUAACAUCCAAAGUUUGGGUAAACCGACAACAGAGGGAGCAUGUUUUCUCAAGGCUAGCUCUACACAUAACAAUGAUGAACAGGAACAACCAGAAGCGAUGAUUUGCGAACCAGAUGAGGAAGGCCACUUACAAGCGUUAGGUCCUGAUAUUACGGGACAACAUCUUUUAUCUACGGAAAGACAUAACGAGGUUGCAGAUGAUGGAUCCAUUAUACGCAGCAAAACAUCAAACGAAGAUACAGUUUGUUCAUCGUAUAAAGGAAAAAACGAUUCAGAAGAAAAUAAAGAACGUCCAAAAGAUAUAAAGACAGAAGAAAAAAACGAUUCAGACGAAAAUAAAGAACGUCCAAACAAUUAUACAGAGGUAAACAAAAGAAAGUGGUUAUCAUUAGAAGAAAAAAUCGCAGUUAUAGAUGAGUUUGAGAAAACAAAAAAAAGUGCCCGGAUACUCGCAAAGCAAUUCAACGUGGGGAAGACGCAGAUCUGUUACAUUUUGAAAGAUAAAGAGGCCAUUUAUAAAUCGUGGAAGGAAUACGGAUGCAAUGCUAAUUCGAAAAAGAAAGUGAAAAAAGAAGUUGCUGACAUUGACUCGGCGGUUUAUGAGUGGUUUUGGACUGUUAGAAAUCAAAAUAUUCCAGUGACGGGUUCUAUGAUGCAAGCAAAGGCAAUGGAAGUCGCUUUGGGGUUAAAUAGAGAUGAUUUCAAAGCUUCGAACGGAUGGUUGUAUAGCUUUAAACAUCGAAAUAACAUCCAAUAUUCGACCAAACCGAGACCAGAGGGAAAAUUGGCUCGAGAAUUCCUCGAGAUUGGCUCUACACAUAACAAUGAUGAACAGGAUCAACCAGAAGAGCCGAUUUGGGAACCAGAUAAGGAAGGCCAUACACAAGCUUUGGGUCCUGAUAUUACAGGACAACAUUUUUUAUCUAUGGAAAGAUAUGAAGACGUUACUGAUAGUGGAUCCAUUCUAUGCAGCAAAACACCCAACGAAGAUACAAUUGGUUCAUCGGACAAAGAAGAAAGACAUGAUUCAGACGAAAAUAAAGAACGUCCAAAAAAUUAUACAGAGGCAAUCAGUUUACUAACGAAGUUGAUUAAUUUUUGCAAAGAAGAAGGUGAAUCGGAUAAUUUACUUCUUUUAAACAACGUCAAAGAAAACUUUGAAAAUUCUUUAAUUUUAAAAAAGGAAAAUUGCGAUACUUAAUUAUAAUGAUAAUAAAUAAAUAUAAAAUAAAAAACUAAAAAAUACAAAAAAAAAUACAAAAAAUAAAAAACAAAAAAAUAUUUUU